UCCCGACUCUUCCUUGCAGGUUCCGUAGACGGCAGAAUCCAGGAGGUGAACGUGAGCCCCUGCCCCACUCAGCCCUGCCUGCUCCACAAGGGGACAUCCUACAGCAUCAACGUCACCUUCGCCAGCAAGAUCGAGAGCCAGGGCAGUCAAGCAAGGGUGUACGGGGAGAUGCUGCACGUGGACGUACCCUUCCCUAUUCCUGAACCUGAUGGAUGCAAGUCCGGGAUCCAGUGCCCCAUUCAGAAGGGCCAUUCCUACAGCUACCUGAAUAAACUCCCUGUGAAGAGCGAAUACCCCAGUAUUAAACUGAUUGUGAAGUGGGAGCUGGUAGAUGACAAGGACCAGAUGUUGUUCUGCUGGAAGAUACCAGUGCAGAUUACCAGCUGAGGGGCCCUGCCAUUAGUAGGGCUUGGGGAGGGAAAAACCAGAAACAACACAGGCCAAAUUCUUUUAUAUAAUAUACAUUUCUUACUGCUUCCUUCAGAGCUAUGCAGCCUCUGAGCAGCCAGCACUGUGUUCCUUGCAAGAUCAGCCCCUGGCAGAGUGCUCUUGCUGUGUUUAGGUGACAUCCCUGGGAUGUUCUAGCAGCUCAAAGGGCAGCAGUGUCUGCUGCAGGAGUGACUGAGCAUCAUCCUCCAGCCGCUAUGUGGAGGCACUUUAUCUGCUUGACAUGGAGACAGGGAGCUGUCUGUCUUCAGAAAGGAAUUUCACAGUGAUGAACCUGGCUAUUGUCUGAGCUGCUGCCUGAUAACCCUUCAGUGCCUCUUUAGAAUGCUGGCUGCGUCCACUCUCCUGUGUUUCUCCUGCUCUGUUGUGACUGGGAUGCUCCUGGGAUCUGCAUUUGCUAUCCAUGCAGCUGAAGCAGAGGGAAGGAGAGUAGUCUUUCCUUGAGCUGACAGCCUGCUAUGUCCUGGGCCUCUGCUCAAGCCAGCAGGACUCCAGCUGGGAAAACUUCCUUUUUGUGGAUGCAAAGCCAAAUGGCGUUCAAUGUCUCUGCAGGGAUGGUUCUUUCUCUAACCAAUGGUUUGCACUACUACUAACUUGGAGCUGCUGCAAGCUCCUGAAUCUCUUUUUAUAACCUUCCUUUUAAUAAAGGCUAGACAA
Molecule: messenger RNA, 1104 nt
Organism: Ficedula albicollis (Collared flycatcher)
Lineage: Eukaryota; Metazoa; Chordata; Aves; Passeriformes; Muscicapidae
Gene: NPC2
Product: Niemann-Pick disease, type C2
Exons: 3
Biological process (GO): cholesterol efflux; intracellular cholesterol transport
Molecular function (GO): cholesterol binding
Source: RefSeq, a predicted model, not a curated record